AAAGAAAAUGGGCUAAAGUGUUAGGUUAGAAAACGGGUCCCAAUUUCAACCCAUGAAAAACGCCAUACAUCAGGCACCACCACGAGAGUCACCACCGCCGCGAGAGUCACCGCCGCCGCGAGAAGUGACAUUGCCGUGAGAAGUGUCGCCACGAGUAUUUGAGUCCAGAGUUGAAGAUUUUAUUAUUUGAAUUGUGAGGAAGAUUGAUCAAAGAAACUGAGGCAAAAAUGAAGAUGGUAACUGCUUUCACCGGCAACAUGAAGAGAGCUGCUGCUGGACUUAGACGCAUUAAUCUUGAAGGUCUUCGAUGGCGCGUUUUCGAUGCAAAAGGCCAGGUCCUUGGGAGGUUAGCAUCUCAAAUAGCUACUGUAGUCCAAGGAAAGGAUAAACCAACUUACACCCCUAAUCGUGAUGAUGGAGAUAUGUGCAUUGUUCUUAAUGCAAAGGAUGUUUGUGUGACUGGGAGAAAACUAACAGAAAAGGUCUACUACUGGCAUACAGGAUAUAUUGGCCACCUCAAGCAAAGGACUCUAAAGGAUCAAAUGGCCAAAGACCCUACUGAAGUCAUUCGCAAAGCUGUUCUGCGUAUGCUGCCCAGAAACAAACUACGUGAUGACAGGGAUCGAAAAUUAAGGAUUUUUCCUGGCAGUGAGCACCCAUUUGGUGAACGGCCACUUGAACCUUAUGUGAUGCCUCCGAGAAGUGUACGGGAAAUGAGGCCACGAGCAAGGCGUGCCAUGAUUCGAGCACAGAAGAAGGCUGAACUGCAACAACAGAAUGCUGAUGGAAAGAAGGGCAAAAAUAGAGAAGCGAAGGAAGAAACUGCAUGAAGAUGCAAUUUUGUUCAAAGGAUGAUGGUGCACACACUGAUUAUCAUUCAAAUGGAAAAUCAUCUGUCUCAAAGGCUUUAAAGAAGACAUAAUUAAAGGCUUAGACCAAAGAGUUUGAAAACUUUAUUGAUUAUGAUAAACUGUUCAAAUAACUAUUUUCAGUAACUUGUAUUCCUACUAAAAACCGGCAAAUUGAGAACAACUGCAGGUCCACAUUAAAAUUGAAACAUGUCUCUAAACACUAAUCCUAAGCUGAAUGAUCAACAAAUUCUUCAUUCAACAUUUC
This is a messenger RNA of Vigna unguiculata (cowpea), 1116 nucleotides long. RefSeq names its product Ribosomal protein L13 family protein. The record is from RefSeq and is a predicted model, not a curated record. Gene Ontology annotation, molecular function: mRNA binding; structural constituent of ribosome. Gene Ontology annotation, biological process: negative regulation of translation; translation. Lineage: Eukaryota; Viridiplantae; Streptophyta; Magnoliopsida; Fabales; Fabaceae. Gene Ontology annotation, cellular component: ribosome; mitochondrial large ribosomal subunit.